GUCUCAAGACAAGACAGCCCCUGACAGAAUAAAGAACUGCGCGGAAAACGUCUCCUGGCAAAAGCCACGGCUUUGAUUUAAUCUUAGAUAGCAUUGCAACGUUUUAGUUUUUUUUUUUUUAGUUCGGAUCUUCCAAGAUGAAGUUCGUACGGUAUAUAAUGAGGAACGCUGCUAUGUUAAACGCGCCGAAGCACAUUGAUUACUACGCGAAAUUUUCUCCAUCGCCGCUGUCAAUGAAGCAGUUUCUGGAUUUCGGAUCCACAAACGCGUGCGAGAAAACGUCCUUCGCUUUCCUCAAGCAAGAGCUCCCCGUCAGGCUGAGCAACAGUCUGAAGGAGAUCCACCUUUUACCAGACCAACUGAUCAUGACCCAAUCCGUUCAGCUCGUUCACAGCUGGUUUGUGCAAAGCCUGAUGGACAUCCUAGAAUUCCAAGGCAAGAAUCCCGAUGAUCCUAAAGUUCUUACUGAAUUUGUGGACACUCUGGUGACCAUCAGGAACAGGCACAAUGAUGUGGUGCCCACCAUGGCCCAAGGCGUCAUCGAGUAUAGAGAUGCGUUUGGGACAGACCCUGUGACCUGUCAGAAUAUUCAGUACUUUCUGGACCGCUUUUACAUGAACCGCAUCUCCAUUCGCAUGCUCAUCAACCAGCACACCCUGAUCUUCGAUGGCUCCACAAAUCCAGGACAUCCAAGCAGCAUCGGGUGCAUUGACUCCUGCUGUGACGUCACAAAUGUAAUCCAAGAUGCAUACGAGUGUGCCAAAAUGCUCUGUGAGCAGUAUUACCUCGGAUCCCCUGAGCUGGAGCUUAGAGAGAUAAAUGCAAAGAAGAAGUCACAGCCAAUCGAGAUAUCCUAUGUUCCUUCCCAUCUCUACCACAUGGUUUUUGAGCUCUUCAAGAACGCGAUGAGGGCUACCCUUGAGAAUCACGAAACAAGCAGCACGUUGCCACCAAUCAAAGUCACGGUUGCUCUAGGUGGAGAGGACCUGUCAAUCAAGAUCUGUGACAGGGGCGGUGGCGUUCCUUUCAGGAAGAUUGACAGGCUUUUUAGCUACAUGUAUUCAACAGCGCCCAGACCUACUAUUGGUGACCAUCAGCGGACUCCAAUGGCUGGCUUUGGCUACGGCCUUCCCAUUUCCCGCCUUUACGCACGCUACUUCCAAGGUGAUCUCCAGCUUUACCCGAUGGAGGGCUAUGGUACAGAUGCUGUAAUUCAGCUGAAGGCCCUGUCUACAGAUUCAAUAGAGAAGCUUCCAGUGUUCAAUCAAACCGCCUUGCGUCAUUACAAAUUCAACCAGGAAGCCGACGACUGGUGCGUCCCGAGCAAAGAGCCGCUGAACUUGGCUGCGUACAAGGCUGCAAAGUGAAACAACGGAGCUGGUUGCCUUAAAACCAUGACUUCAAGUGAAUGCCAAGAUAGGCUGCCAUUGUGAAAGCUCACAUUCGGGGACCAGUGACAGCUUUUCCCAAAUGCUCUUUGAGUGCUGUCGUCUGGGAACAGUUAAACUGCAUGUGGCCAGAAUUUAAGAUACCAAACAGUAGAUUCCUUAGUAAAAACAAGUUAUUACUGUGGUGCCGCUGAACUUGGAGGUUUUCAGCAAAAGCUCAGGGAUGAAGAGUCCCGCGCGAGUGUUAAGGCCUGGAGGGCCGAGAGGUGUUUAGAUGCACGCGAACCUGAUUGAAGUGGAGUUAAGUCUAAAAACAGGUGGAGAGAAGUGUAUGUAUUGCAAAGAAAUAAAUACUCAAGGCAGAAGGAAUGUAGCUGGCAUGAGAAAUUUCAGAGGUCAGAAAAAGUGUAUAAAUUGUGAGAAGUGAUAAGGAAAGUGGCCAAAAGAUGUAUUUUUCCUCUGUAAAGAGGCUGGACAUACUUGAUGUGUGAUCGACACUUCCAAUUUAAGAAAAGCAUUUAUGUAAGCAUUUAUUAAUAGCACUGUACGGUUGUACUGAAUGACCACAAGAUGUGUAUACUUAAUGUUGUGCUCACGAUAUUUAUAACUGUUAAAAGGACCUUUUGUUUGAGUUUUUCGUAUGAAUGAAAUAAACUGAUAUUUUCUCAUCAA
Molecule: messenger RNA, 2060 nt
Organism: Puntigrus tetrazona (Sumatra barb)
Lineage: Eukaryota; Metazoa; Chordata; Actinopteri; Cypriniformes; Cyprinidae
Gene: pdk2b
Product: pyruvate dehydrogenase kinase 2b
Exons: 11
Coding region: 138-1367 (409 amino acids)
Biological process (GO): protein phosphorylation; regulation of glucose metabolic process
Cellular component (GO): mitochondrion
Molecular function (GO): pyruvate dehydrogenase (acetyl-transferring) kinase activity
Source: RefSeq, a predicted model, not a curated record